UUCCCCGACGGCUAAUAAUAAACCCGGGUUCCUGUUUCCCGGCCGCGGCCACUCCAGAUUCGGGGUUGAGGGGCUCACUCUGCAACCAAGGCACGUGCAUUCCGGUCAUCCCACGCGGGGAGCGCGCGCAAGGCCCGCCCAGCCCCCACAUGCCAGCCCCACCCUCCAGUCGGUCCGGACGCCGACGCCUUUUUGACCCUCGCUGUGCCCGGCCCUCCUCAACUGGCCUGCCCAGGGCUUGGUGCUGGCGGGGUCCAGCUGCUCCAAUCCCUCCUCCUCUGCUCUGCUCUGCCCUGCCCUGCCCUGGCCUGCCCCGGCGCCCUCCCUCAGCCCGGGUAUCAGGCGAGAGGCGGAGCUGGCCCGGCGCGCCCCGCCCCCGCUGUAGAAAGGGCCGGGCGAGUGUUACUCGCGGUCAUCCCGGCCUGGGCCUUUUAUCUCGGUGCUGCCGGGGGAGGCGGGAGGAGGAGACACCAGGGGUGGCCCUGAGCGCCGGCGACACCUUUCCUGGACUAUAAAUUGAGCACCUGGGAUGGGUAGGGGGCCAACGCAGUCACCGCCGUCCGCAGUCACAGUCCAGCCACUGACCGCAGCAGCGCCCUUGCGUAGCAGCCGCUUGCAGCGAGAACACUGAAUUGCCAACGAGCAGGAGAGUCUCAAGGCGCAAGAGGAGGCCAGGGCUCGACCCACAGAGCACCCUCAGCCAUCGCGAGUUUCCGGGCGCCAAAGCCAGGAGAAGCCGCCCAUCCCGCAGGGCCGGUCUGCCAGCGAGACGAGAGUUGGCGAGGGCGGAGGAGUGCCGGGAAUCCCGCCACACCGGCUAUAGCCAGGCCCCCAGCGCGGGCCUUGGAGAGCGCGUGAAGGCGGGCAUCCCCUUGACCCGGCCGACCAUCCCCGUGCCCCUGCGUCCCUGCGCUCCAACGUCCGCGCGGCCACCAUGAUGCAAAUCUGCGACACCUACAACCAGAAGCACUCGCUCUUUAACGCCAUGAAUCGCUUCAUUGGCGCCGUGAACAACAUGGACCAGACGGUGAUGGUGCCCAGCUUGCUGCGCGACGUGCCCCUGGCUGACCCCGGGUUAGACAACGAUGUUGGCGUGGAGGUAGGCGGCAGUGGCGGCUGCCUGGAGGAGCGCACGCCCCCAGUCCCCGACUCGGGAAGCGCCAAUGGCAGCUUUUUCGCGCCCUCUCGGGACAUGUACAGCCACUACGUGCUUCUCAAGUCCAUCCGCAACGACAUCGAGUGGGGGGUCCUGCACCAGCCGCCUCCACCGGCUGGGAGCGAGGAGGGCAGUGCCUGGAAGUCCAAGGACAUCCUGGUGGACCUGGGCCACUUGGAGGGUGCGGACGCCGGCGAAGAAGACCUGGAGCAGCAGUUCCACUACCACCUGCGCGGGCUGCACACUGUGCUCUCAAAACUCACGCGCAAAGCCAACAUCCUCACUAACAGAUACAAGCAGGAGAUCGGCUUCGGCAAUUGGGGCCACUGAGGCGUGGCGCCCGUGGCUGCCCAGCACCUUCUUCGACCCAUCUCACCCUCUCUCAUUCCUCAAAGCUUUUUUUUUUUUUUUCCUGGCUGGGGGGCGGGAAGGACAGACUGCAAACUGGGGGGCUGCGUACGUGCAGGAGGCGCGGUGGGGCUGCGUGGAGGAGGGGGCCACGUGUGAGAGAGAAGAAAAUGGUGGCCGGAGAUGGGAGGGCCCAAGGAACCUCCUGGGAGGGGGCCUGCAUUCUAUGUUGGUGGGAAUGGGACUGGGCUGACGCCCUGCAUUCAGCCUGUGCCUUUCCUGGGGUUUCUUUUCUGUUCUUUUCGGAGGAGAGGGCCCGAGAAGGGGCCAUACCAGGGCGCGGCGCUGGGUUGCCACACUUGGGAAAGCAGCCCGGAGCUGGGUGCUGGGGAAGGCGGGGCGCGUAGCCUCCCGCCGCCCUGCGGUUGGGCCGGUGGAGGCCCAGGCGUUGCUAGGAUUGCAUCAGUUUUCCUGUUUGCACUAUUUCUUUUUGUAACAUUGGCCCUGUGUGAAGUAUUUCGAAUCUCCUUCUUGCUCUGAAACUUCAGCGAUUCCAUUGUGAUAAGCGCACAAACAGCACUGUCUGUCGGUAAUCGGUACUACUUUAUUAAUGAUUUUCUGUUACACUGUAUAGUAGUCCUGUGGCACCCCCACCCCAUCCCUUUCGUGCCACUCCCGUCCCCACCCCCACCCCAGUGUGUAUAAGCUGGCAUUUCGCCAGCUUGUACGAAGCUUGCCACUCAGUGAAAAUAAUAACAUUAUUAUGAGAAAGUGGACUUAACCGAAAUGGAACCAACUGACAUUCUAUCGUGUUGUACAUAGAAUGAUGAAGGGUUCCACUGUUGUUGUAUGUCUUAAAUUUAUUUAAAACUUUUUUUAAUCCAGAUGUAGACUAUAUUCUAAAAAAUAAAAAAGCAAAUGUGUCAACUAAA
This is a messenger RNA of Pan troglodytes (chimpanzee), 2436 nucleotides long. RefSeq names its product MID1 interacting protein 1 (gene MID1IP1). Gene Ontology annotation, cellular component: cytosol. The transcript is spliced from 2 exons. Lineage: Eukaryota; Metazoa; Chordata; Mammalia; Primates; Hominidae. Gene Ontology annotation, biological process: regulation of lipid biosynthetic process. The record is from RefSeq and is a predicted model, not a curated record. The coding region runs from base 935 to 1486 and encodes 183 amino acids.